Molecule: messenger RNA, 1896 nt
Organism: Gadus morhua (Atlantic cod)
Lineage: Eukaryota; Metazoa; Chordata; Actinopteri; Gadiformes; Gadidae
Product: single-strand selective monofunctional uracil DNA glycosylase
Exons: 2
Coding region: 337-1080 (247 amino acids)
Biological process (GO): base-excision repair
Molecular function (GO): single-strand selective uracil DNA N-glycosylase activity; oxidized pyrimidine nucleobase lesion DNA N-glycosylase activity
Source: RefSeq, a predicted model, not a curated record
UACUCCCCGUCGUGCAAUGACUUCGGUUGGGAAAAGUGGAGUCGAAUUAAUUUUUAAACAUUGCUGUCUUUUCCUGUGUUCGAAAGGAAGCACCUUUUCAUCGCUCCUUGACCCGAUGACUUUUUCCACAAAGGUUAAGUAAUUGAGGCAUAUAGGUUAGGAGUUUUGACUAUUCGUAGAGGCCCCCGGACUGACAGGUGAAGGAUCAUCCUACCUGGUAUUUUAAUGAAGGGUAAUUAUAAUCCGAACAGCUACCACAGGGAAACGCCCAGAAAUGAACCUCCCGGUCACGGAGAGGAAACGAAACCUUAUUUCUAAACCUUCAGACACAACAACAUGACGGCCAACGAGUUUCUGGAGAUUGAGCUGCGGCUGAACGCGGAGCUCGACCAGUUGGUGUUCGGCUCCCCGGUACGGUACGUGUACCGCCCGUUGCAUUACGCCUGGGAGCCGCACAAAGCCUUCGUCCAGAAGUUCUGUCGGGGAGGCCAGAGUUUCCUUUUCCUGGGGAUGAACCCCGGACCUUUCGGCAUGACGCAGACGGGGGUCCCGUUCGGGGAGGUCAACGUGGUGCGCGACUGGUUCGGGAUCACGGGCGAGGUGGGGCGUCCCGCGGAGGAGCACCCCAAGAGACUCAUCACAGGGUUGGCCAGCACCAAGAGCGAAGUGAGCGGGGCCCGCUUCUGGGGCCUCUUCCGGCAGCUCUGCGUGGAGCCGGAGCGGUUCUUCCGCCACUGCUUUGUGCACAACCUGUGCCCGCUCAUGUUCAUGGCUGAGAGCGGCAAGAACCUCACGCCCCCGGAGCUGGCGGUGGGGGAGCGCAACGACCUGCUGGCGCUGUGUGACGCGGCGCUGUGCCAGGCGGUCCGGGCGCUGGGGGUCACCAUGGUGAUCGGCGUGGGACGGGUGGCGGAGCACCGGGCGAGGAAAGCUCUGGCUGCCGCCGGUAUGGGCGACGUGAGGGUGGAGGGGAUCAUGCAUCCCUCCCCCAGGAACCCUCAAGCCAAUAAGGGCUGGGCAGAGGUUGCUAUGGUUACGCUGGAGGAACUGGGUGUCCUUGCUCUUUUGAGGAACGAGUGACCCUGGGCCAAGUGUACCUGCAGUGAGAACCGCCUCGUCGUGGUGGAUGUUGAACUCAAAGCACUGGGACCAGUGAGAACCGCCUCGUCAUGGUGGAUGUUGAACUCACUGCACUGGGACCAGUUAGCUGUUUUAUUCCCCAAUAGCUGAGGGGAAAAAGCCUUCUGGAAAGCCUUCUUUUUAGCUUAAUCUAUCUUGAUUUCUGACACUAAUGGAAAGACAGUUAUCGCUUUAUUAAUAUAUAUCAGGGGAGCAUUUUCAGAUAUUUAUUUGGAAUCGCAUCUGCACUGUAAAUCUUAUGCUCAGCUAGCAUAAACCUGCAGGGUUUUCCUUUGCAUUCAAAGGGAUUUAAAAGUCACUGAAAGACUGCUUUCUUAAAUCAUGGGUAUAGGAACACUAAUCUUCCAAAGAGCUGGGGUUUUUUUGCAAUAUGUGCAUCAUCUCGAUGCCUUGAAGAGAGGUAGUACCAACAUGUACCUUUUUAUGUUUUAUUCAUUUUAGGUGAAAAGGAACAGCCAUUAUUUACUGUGUUUGAUGCCCAGUAUCCCCCAGUAGGCAUCAUGAGGAGAUCCCAGUCGCUCUCUAGGACAUUGUCUCCUAAAUGACAAUAGUUCUGCUUUUACACUAACGGGAAAAACCACUCCAUGGGUUUUCUCAAAGACCAUAUUUAAUUCAUUUCCUCCUUGUGCUGAACACAAUACACUUUUUGUUUUCACAAUUUAAUACUAUUCAACGUAUUUAAAAACGUUGUCAAGAAAGUUAUCAUGUUUUGUUGCUUUCUUUAUUUUAAAUAAAAUAUUUUCAAAAUGAUUUGAA